AUGGAUGCUCAGGAAUCACCGUGUGGCUCCAGUGUCUCGAUGGUGUUCCUGUACCUAGAGGAUCUGAUGCAGCUUGCCUUAGUGGUGUUUCUGGAGGACAUGGCUGCUCACGUGGGAGCAUCCCGAACGCCUCAGGAGGUGAUGGAACACUAUGUGAGCAUGUAUAUCCACGGCAACCUGGGAAAAGCCUGCAUCCCUGACACUAUUCCGAACAGAGUAACAGAUCACACGUGUCCCAGCGGCGGCCCGCUUUCUCCUAGCUUGACCACGCCGCUCCCACCGUUGGAUAUAUCGGUGGCUGAGCAGCAGCAGUUGGGAUACAUGCCGCUUCGGGAUGACUAUGAGAUCGAAUAUGACCAAGAUGCGGAGACUCUGAUCAGUGGCCUUUCGGUGAACUAUGAUGAUGAUGAUGUGGAAAUAGAGUUAAAAAGAGCUCACGUAGACAUGUACGUAAGGAAACUCAAGGAGAGGCAACGGCGGAAGAACAUUGCACGAGACUAUAACUUGGUACCGGCCUUUCUGGGGAAGGAUAAAAAGGACAAGGAGAAGGCUCCCAAACGAAAGAUCACGAAAGAAGAGAAGGAGUUGAGGCUGAAACUGAGGCCUCUGUACCAGUUCAUGUCUUGUAAGGAGUUUGAAGACUUCUUUGAGAACAUGCACAAGGAGAGGAUACUUCGAGCAAAGAUUCGGGAGCUGCAGCGGUAUCGUCGAAAUGGAAUCACCAAAAUGGAAGAGUCAGCAGAAUACGAGGCAGCCAGGCAUAAACGGGAAAAGAGGAAGGAGAACAAAAACAUAGCUAGUUCCAAGAGAGGGAAGGAAGAUGGUAAAGAAGGUGAAUUUGCUGCCAUUGAAAACCUGCCUGGCUUUGAACUCCUAUCGGACAGGGAAAAAGUGCUCUGCAGCUCUCUAAAUUUGAGUCCUGCACGUUAUGUGACUGUAAAAACUAUAAUUAUUAAAGACCAUCUCCAAAAAAGACAGGGAAUUCCUUCAAAGAGUCGCCUUCCCAGUUACUUAGAUAAGGUACUGAAGAAAAGGAUUUUAAACUUUCUAACAGAAAGUGGUUGGAUAUCCAGGGAUGCUUCAUGA
Messenger RNA from Fulmarus glacialis (Northern fulmar), 1086 nucleotides. It is a transcript of the gene TADA2B, whose product is annotated as transcriptional adaptor 2B. The record is from RefSeq and is a predicted model, not a curated record. Gene Ontology annotation, cellular component: SAGA-type complex; nucleus. Gene Ontology annotation, molecular function: chromatin binding; transcription coactivator activity. Gene Ontology annotation, biological process: chromatin remodeling; regulation of transcription by RNA polymerase II. The transcript has 2 exons. Lineage: Eukaryota; Metazoa; Chordata; Aves; Procellariiformes; Procellariidae. The coding region runs from base 1 to 1086 and encodes 361 amino acids.